AUGGUUUGGCUAGAUGAGCGGACGUUGAAAGGGUGGAGCGGCAGAGACCAGAACGUGGGAUUGAUCGGCCUGCUGAACGGAGCAUGCUACGCAGAUGCUGGAUGGUCGUCGGAUGGAGUCGGAGCGAUGGACACGAGCAAGCAAAAGGAAGAAUGUCGAUGGUCAGAGGGUCAGCAGAGCUUUGCUGCGUCGUCGCCUGCUAAGGGACUGCUGACCUUUCCGAACGACGUUCGCUACUCGCUACCCUUCCUUUCUCUCUCUGUUGCACGUCACAAGCAUCGCAUACGGCACGGUGUCGCACCGCGCAUCGAGCAUAUAGCAGGCAUGCCACCAUCAUUGACGGACAACAAGGAUGCGCUGGUGCUGCGCCUCAAGUACCACAAGACUACCCUCUUCAUCGCAUGCCAACCUACCACACCGAUAUCCACACUCAAAGCUGACUUCCUAUCAGCCAUCAAGUCCACCAACCAGCCGGAGCUGUCGACGCUCCCACAAUUCUCACAGCCGGACGGAAAGUCGUACCCAUCAUGGGGUCAGAUGGAUGGCGAGCACGACAUUGGUCUGUUCAUCGCUAGCGCUGCCGGAAGCGACGAUAGUAUGACCGUCUUCAUGCCUCUCGACCAAGACACGGCGCAGCAGUCGGAUCUCUCGGUACGCAAAGCUGGUCUCAAGGACUCGGAUGCCGUCUGCGUCGGUUUCCGUGCCGAUGGAGCCUGUAAGUGCACAGCCGACACGCUGCAAUUCAAUCGGUCUAUAUACAUGUCACUGACCUCGGCGAUAUCUCACUUGACGCCUCUCGUUGUUGCAGCCUCCAUUUCUCAACCCAUCGUGCAAUUUACCGACGUCGAAGAAGAGGAAGAUGAAGACGCCAUCGACCCGGAUUCGGUCCCGCCUCCUCUGUCAGAUUAA
Pseudozyma hubeiensis SY62 is the source of this 909-nucleotide messenger RNA. RefSeq lists its product as hypothetical. The transcript has 3 exons. Lineage: Eukaryota; Fungi; Basidiomycota; Ustilaginomycetes; Ustilaginales; Ustilaginaceae. Bases 1 to 909 code for a protein of 302 amino acids. The record is from RefSeq and is a predicted model, not a curated record.